Spodoptera frugiperda (fall armyworm) is the source of this 13341-nucleotide messenger RNA. RefSeq lists its product as uncharacterized. Bases 5146 to 7074 code for a protein of 642 amino acids. The record is from RefSeq and is a predicted model, not a curated record. The transcript has 9 exons. NCBI's taxonomy places the organism in Eukaryota, Metazoa, Arthropoda, Insecta, Lepidoptera, Noctuidae.
GCAUUUUACAGAUUUACGAAAAUUUCUCAGUAUUGGCACAGAGGCUGAAAUUGUGCCCAGUAUGUGGGAACUUUUAUAUUACAUCCGAUAGAUUAUUAUGUAUGUAUUAGCUGUCUAUAAAGUUUUAAUCACUAUAUAUCAGGGCUGGUGGUCUGUUAAUCGUCAAUUUAUUACUGAUCAGAUGUAGAACCUUCUUUUUGUCCGUCGAAAAUAUUUAAACUUACCAUUUCAUUACCAAAAUGUAUUUCUAAUCAAGAAGUGCUUGCAUUCUUUUCCGAGAGAAAUCGACGCUUCGAAGCGAAACGAGCUUUGCUUAAGCAAAUGGCUGCAUUAAGAACAACAGUCGAAAUUUUGACCGACUUUCAUAAACGUGGUCGAAUAGUAAACGUAGCACUACUCUUUUAAAACUUCAACGGCCUAUUUUAGUUUUCUGAUAACAAUUAUCAGCUAGAUAAAGGUGAAACUGAGCACAUGUACUUAUAUACAGGUCUAAAGUGACAUUCUUGACAAUAUUUCGAUGAAUUUCUUGUUUUAGGGUUUUUUCAUUUUCAUAUUAUAAAGAAACGCAGUCGGGUUUUUUAGUUUUUUAAAUUACCUUUUUUUAUUUUAUUUUCUUUUAGUUUUGUUAUUUUUAUAUUUUGAUGAAUCUAAUGUCACUCUCACAGUAAAUACGAAUCAAACGACCCCUAUCAAGCUGAAAUCCAUCGAUUUGGACCAUUGAGUUCCGUUGGCCGCUCCAAGGGAUGAUGACUCAUUUGAAUCACGUACAAGUAUUACAAGUUAACUCAGAAUUGAUUGAUAAUUUAUUCACUUUCAAAUAGAUUGGCCAAAGAGAUGAAGAGACCGUAUUCAGAGUACCUACUCUUGAUAGGUGCCUUUGUCAUAUUAGAUUUUGGGAUACAGAGAGGUCUUUAUGGUAUAAAAAAAUACUAUUUCAUUCCGAGAAUUUUAUUUUAUUAUCAAAUUAAAUUGUGUGUUUAUAUCUGUUUAUAAUAUGAUAUUUUUUGUGUGUAACAUCUUAGAAUUUCCUCAGUAUUUAUUAUAAUAUUGCCGUUUAAUAAGUCAUAUACAACCUGUUAUUCAAGAUCUAAAUGUGGAUCAUAGUUAAUUAUUACUAUACCUGUAUCUUUUGUUUUAAUUUAAAUAAAAAUAUGUUUAUAAUUGUAAUCAUUGCCUUUUAUUUUUAUGGCCAUAAUUAGAUGUUUUUAUUUGAGAUCUAAGUAAAGCUUUUUUCUUUUAUCUUCUUGUUGUAUAUCCACGUUUUAUUUUAUGCAUAGCAGUUUAUUGCUAUUGAACGUAUUACUAGUAGAAUAUUUACCCAUUGGUCUUUUAUAGGCUAUGUUCAUUAUACCCUACAUCACUUUUCUCACAGUUUUAUCUUCCACUACAUAUCUAUCACUUUCAACUCCUACCUCCAAUGGUUUCUCAAAACAUCCACUCAUAGAUUUCCUCCUGUCACUGUCUCUUUAUUUUUAAACAUCUCUUCUAUUUAAAUAACAAAUCACUAUUACUGUAUUAUAAAACAAGGUCCUCACACUCUCUCCGUUAGCCCAUCCGAAUGAGAUAAACACUAAAACUGCUGGAUACAUUUUCGUACAAUUUUCAUCAAUCGAUAGAGUGUCCAAUAGAUCUAAUAAAGAAUUUAGUAUGUAACUACAUAUAAAUAAAAAUACCUUUUUAAAAUUUUUCCCUUCACAGCUUUUUCUUUCUUUCUAAACAGCUUAAUUUUUAUUAGCUUGGAAAUUCCACUAUAAAUUUUCUGAAAUCGAAGUCAGUCACGGUUUAGAUGGUCAUUUUACGUCUAAUUAGAAAGUUACUGAAACCCGCAUUGAUGAAUCGAAGUUUAAAACCCAAAAGGUUCCCUUUGUUCUAACUAAACGAAUGAAUGGUGACACUAAUUACUCUAAUCCUCUUCACUCGUUAGUGGAUCUAGUUAGUUUCAAUGUAGAUUUUGUAAUGUGUUUAAAUUGGUCUAGGUUAUGUUUGUGUAUGUUUUAUAAUAUAAGACAAAAUUAUCACCCGAUGCAUCAGCAUCUUUGGUCUAUUGUGUUAAUUUAAAUAACUCUCUAACAAGCAGAAAAUUAAUAAUGAUCUGAGUUUGAUUUGAGUUUGAAAUUUCAUUAAGUUCAUCUAACAGUUUCUGCGCUAAUGAAACAAAUCUGUUUGUUUAUUGUUAUUAAAAUAAAUUUUUGAUUUUACUAAAAGUUUGUAGUUGUAAAUCUUUUGUUUUAUUACUGCAGUACAUAUUGUUAGGUAUAAUUAUUUUAUUACAUAGCUCUGGUGCCGUAUUUUGCCACGCUAUGAAUUGGUCAUAUUUUUAUAUAGACAGACUUCUAACUACAUUUAAAUUUAAUACUAUAACUGUUUAUUUGCGUAAACAAUUAAUUUUACGGUUGCAACUUAUUACCGUUUAUGUUUAUAGCUUUUUAUGAAUAUUCACUUUUGCACCGAUGCAUUCCUAUUACCGUAUUUAGUUGUUCAUCGUCAUUGAUAGUUAUUUCUUACUCGUUUCGGUUCUAUUUAUAUGUUUCCUACUUUUUUCUCCUUACCACUAAAUGUCUAAGCUUCCUGCUUGAUUUACCACGUGUUGUCGUGAAUUUUAUGGAAGUUAACUAACUUCCAUAAAAUUCCAAUAACUCACAAGUCCCAUAAAAUUCCUCCGACGUUACAUUUGAAAUAUUUUAGUAAACAGCUAACAAUGUGGUUUGUACUGUUAUCAACGUGGUCAUUAUUAUUAUUAACAUAUACAAAUUACCGUAUGAGGUAGACCUUAUAACGUAUUCUGAGCAUCUGACUGCAGUUCCAUUUCCUGCCUUACCCACGAAUUUAGGUUAUCAAUGUAGGUAUAAAAAAUUGUAUUACCGUUAUCACCGACUCGUGUCUUGGUUCAACGAUCGAUUUUGUUAUUAUUAUACUUUAGAUUGUUUUAAAUCAGUUUAAUAUUAAUUACUAUCGUUCUUUUAUUGCAUUCUUUGAUCUGAUUAUUAUCGAAGAAACUUUAUGUAGCGUUACUUCGUCAUUAUAAUCUCACAUGCCUACAUUGUGUUAGUCAGUUUGUCUGCGGUGUAGAUGUGAGUAGAGAAGUUCAUUCAGUCAAUAAUUUAGUUUUACUUGAUUCAGUCUUUACAAUUUUGAAAUGAAUGGCAGAUUAAAUUCGCUUGAAGCAUUUUACCAAUAACGGUUAUUUUGAAUUACUAUCGUACGAGUAAAUAGUGUAUUGUUCCUUGCUGAUAAUAGCGGCAUUAUUUAUAAGACUAUUCAUUCGCUUAGCUAUUGUGUUUUUUCUAAGCUGUCUGAGAGUGAGGUUUUACGGAAGCCUUGAAGGUUACCAAGGACAAGGAUACGGCUCGCUAUUGGGCCGCAACCGUUGAGGGCGGGCCCAGGAGGAGCCACCCACUAACUUUGUACCUGUUCAGUGUAACUCUAAAGUGUUCUGUGUGUUUGUGAAUAUUUCUUCUAUUCAUUUAAUUAUUUUCUUUACCAUGUUCAGUGUAUAGGGUCAAAAUAAUAAUACCAAAAUAAAAAAUAAGAACCAGUAAAAACAAGUAGAUUUUCAAUAAAAACAGUUUUAUUAAAUCGCAAUGCAUAGUACAUAGUUAGCAUAGUGACAAAUAGCUUAACAUCAAUCGCAAUAGGCGCGUAGGUUAUAAAAAUAGAGGCCGCCGCUCGCCGUCGGCUCGCAGUGAUGCGUGCUGUAACAAAAAGGAAAAUUUAACAAGUUUAAAAUUUGUUGAUGUCCGUUGAGUUGCGUCUUCGACCAAGUUUAAAUUUUAGGCAGCGGAGCGAGUGCGGAGCGCGCGGUGCGGGGCAAGACAUCCGUUCGCUCGCAGAUUGCCCAAUUCCCGCCACGAGCGUGCCGCGCCGACGAUUAUUUCGAUUUCGUCAUUCGGUGCAAUGACUCAAACCGACUGUUACGACAUAGAUACCUGAAGCAGAAGACAGAUAUAGUACAAAAUAAAUUUACAGUUAACAAUAUAAAAUUCGGCGAUGAUCUUCUAAAAACGGCCUUGUCUCAAGCAGAAAAUUCAGUGAUUUCGCAGCCGAAUCAAAUAACAGCUUGCGUAAUCCCUGACGUCACUGCGGACAUAGCCAAGCUGAGAGCGGAGCGACGGAGAACUCAGGCGCAGCAUGUGGAUGAUAACUGAUGAUUGUAUGCCAGUCAUAUAGGAGAGAGAAAAAGACUGACUUGUAUUUAAAAAGUCGAGUCAAUUCCUCCCCCCGACACAACUGACAUAUUAUUAUUUUUCUUUCUUCAAGUCUUCAUUUUUCAGCAAUGUUCAGCACCAACUGUAAUUAAAAUAUUAAACGUAUACGCGACACGUGCGCGAACUGUUACUGCGAGGCGCGAGUCACAUGACAAAGCAGAAGGAAAAAUAUUACUAGUUAAUUGUUCUAUGAGCGCACUACCGAACGCGGACCGAAUUUCCUAAACUUGUAACUUUUUGAACGAUUGAGAAAAAACGCGAAGUUGAAACUCGACUAUACGGAAGUUGCAAAAGUAGGUCGCGGACAUCUCACAAAUUUUUAAAACCGAGAUAAAAUAUUUUUAUUCACUUUAAAGUUGAUUUACGAUCACUACAAGUCCCUAUUUCCAGUUAAUGUUACCGCGCCUCACAUUGCACGAACAAAAACUAAGUUUGAAAAUGUUGAACUAAAGUUAAACUUCCACUGUGGUUCAGACUGUUCCAAGAGCACGACCGGAGCCGACGACGACCACAGUCCGAAUGGCGGCACGUAGCGGAGAGCCAUGGCGUUUGCUGCGAGAGGGACGCGGCUCGCGGGCCGGGGAGGGGGGCACGGGGCGUGCUGCGCGCGCAGAGAAAGGACGCGGGUGGUGAUGUAAUCGCGAUCGAUGCACUCCGGGCUGCCGUGCGCCACCUUUGAUCAACUAUGGGCAACUACCUACCUUAGGGGGCAUAUUUUAGUACUGCACCGUAGAGCACUAAGUCUGUGCCUACGAAACAGCGUGUGACGUAUUAAAUAGUGAUUAAGUGGAAAAUUGGUGAUCUGCGGCCGUGGGAGGACGGAUCCGGUGGCUCCUAUGCAAAUAAAUUAUAAGGUGUAAGCAGACCACGUAAUACUUGGGCCUUACUCAUAGAAACCAGACUAGCUGCAGUAGCUGCCACCUGCCCGCUAGUUAGCAAGAUGGCCACGCAAAAUGACGCAAACAAGAAACCGGCCAAGCCCCACAUACUGACCGUCAGCAGGCCACUCCGCCUGGAAGACGAUUUCUACGAGUUGAGCAUUUGCCCCUGCGAGGAGGAAAGUAUUCAGCCCACUAUUGAAACGUACCAUAUAGCAGGAGAGAAGGUUCAGUACGAAGGACCUGAGAAACCACAAGUGUUCCGAGAGGCCGCGAUAAUUGCGGACAGAUUAGUAUGUGCAGACGUAGAGAACGCCCAACAGCAACCGAGUGACGACGAGUUUUCAGAUACUGAACCUGAACCUGAACCUGAGCCGCCACAAUUCGAGAUGGUUUUACUCGACAUUCCUGACGACAAAACACUGAUCGACGAGUCGGCUGAAGUCGAAUUUGAAGACGAUUCGGAAGAAGAAACAGCACAAAUAGCUGAAGUUAAGAUGUCCCAAGAGGAUUUGGCUGUUGCAGGGCCAAGCGGACUGCAAAGAAAUGCAUCAAGGCAAGCACCUGGUACUAUUGAAGUGAGAAAAGAGACAGCCACGAAUUAUAUCAGCCGAGCCUCCACCUCUACACAUACACCAUACACAUCUACAAGAACCGACUUAAAAACCAGCAAAGAAACUUUGGACGAAGAACCGCAGGAACUGCACGAUGCGCUGGUCAGAUCAUUACAGGACCAAGAACAAGAACCAAAAGGAAUCUUGGAGUUGGUUCUUGACGAGGAAGAUGAGAGAUACAGGAAAGAGGUGGAGGGCGACUACUACGAGCGACUAAUAUCGGCGACUUCUGACGCUCCAGCUAUCUCCAGCUACCAAUUCCCUGAAAUGAUAAACUUGACCAACUCUGGAGUAAACCGAAUAUUACCAAAAAGUCAAUGGGGUCCGGAAAUAAAACCGUUAGAAUUAACUGACGAGACUUACAAGAUACUCGUAGCCGCAAUGGAGAAUAUUCUCCGUAGAUUAUUAACCAGUCUUAAUUACGAUUCCAUAACCAACUUUAUGCAGUUCCAUGAUUAUACACAAAAUGUUGAUGUUGCAGAUAGCUCGGUGUAUGAGUUAUAUCAGAGAUUCAGACCAACUAUUUACCGACCUAGUUCUACAUGUGUUGGCUUGACUCUUGAACUCCUUCGCCGGUGGCAAUGUCUUAGAUUUAUCUUCCCUGGAUUGAUUUGGGCAAUGGCUCCUCUAUCCUGCGAGGAAUCUGGACCCAAUAUUCAGCAUGAUGCUAAAAUAACCAGCGGAGCGCAUGAACUCUACAUUCCCGAUAAGGAACACCUGCUUGCCGGCGUGCACGUUAGACUCCACACGCGGGCGGGACUUUUAUUAUCGGACCCGGGGUAUCACGUCGCUCGAAUCGUCACCGUUAUGCUAGAUAAGGAGCAUCCGCACACAGGAGAGUUCCAACAAGUCAAUGAACAAGGGAGUAGAAAAUUCUAUGAGUACACUUUCUGCGAUACAAAUAGCGGGUACGUUCUUUGGCAGGAACAAGAUUAUAGGCCAAAUGGUUUAAAAAUAUCGGAUGCAUUAAUAUACGCAAAUCGGCCCUAUUGCGAUGGCAUUACAUUCUCGGAGAAGAGAAAUAUAAUUUACAAAUUUAAAAGUAUAGUGCGUCGCUCUCAUACGGGCUUAACUUUGGCUGGUAUGAGUUUUUGUUUAAAUCCAAUUUUUAGUAAAGCUAAGUUUAGUAUUUUUGUGCAAGACCGAGAUAAUGAAAACAAAAGAUUACGAAAAAGAAUUUCAUUUAAACGAUUUUUACAUACAUCCACCAUCAACAAACAGGUAAAACAAUGUAUAGACAUUUGUAACAAACAGCUCCAACUACCGAAAGGUAAAUUAUUUUCCAUUAUAUGUCAAUUAGCCAAAAUUUUGUCUGAUGAGAAUUUUGUACGGUCAUGCUUACUAAUGAGCUAUUACAUUCAAGAAUGUAGCAUAUGACAUAGGCCUCAAAGUAAUUCGUGGGUAAAAAUCGAAUUAGAAGAGGAACUUCCAGGAUCAAGUACUACGGAAAUCGCUACUCUUGAAAGUGUUCAAGAACCACCUCGAGUUCCAAGGGUGCCACCUAAAACUCCAAAAGCAGGCUUUCCAAUGCCUAUUCGACUGCCUCCUCCACAUGAUGAGGAAUUCUUGAGCAUUCCAAUUAAUAGAUCAGCAGACUUGGAAAUGUUCCCUCAUCCCAACCCUUCAGAAGAAGAGGCAUGUGAAGAGAAGAAUGUCUUUCCUUUAGAGGACUUUCAAGAAAAUGUAUCUGACUUAGACUCAGAAAUCGUGAUUAAAUCUGAACCGCUAGAUCCAGUCAGUGAGAGGUAUGACUUAAGAGUAACAAGAGCUAAUGUUGAACGCUGGCUGGAUCAGAGUGAAGCAGCACUGGCUCAACAAAAUAGACGGUGGUGCUGGUGCUGCCAAUCGGUUUCUGAUAAAGACUGCCCCCAUAUGAAUUCUUAAAGAAUUUUCGUAUACAUUUGAAAAUUAUGUCGAGACUGAACUUUAUAGUAUUUUUAAAAUUGAUCUAACCAGGUACAUACGUACCUGAACUUAUUCAGAUAAUAUUGUGCCUUACUUAAUUGACUAGUUUUAUUGAUAGAUAGAAUUUAUUGCUUAUGUACGGUACUAAAUUCUUUUGUUACUAUUAAUGUUUGUAGUGAAAGAAAAUGCAUAACUGAAUCGAAUUUCAUGUAAUUUAUUACAAAUAUAUUUUAUAAAACUUAAUAAUUUCAACAUAUCAUGUAUUAGGUAUAGUGAUCAAGGGCCAAAGAAUUAAAAAUUCCACCGAUAAAAAUCAAAAAUAGGUCACGAAGUCCUAGGAGUACCUAUACUCGCUAGUUGAAAUAUGUAGCUUAAAACUAAUGUGUUUAGGGACUAAACGUAACAAUGUCAGUAUGCAUUUCAUUGACAGUAUUUAAUUACUGACUACUGCUCAAAUUUUCUAAGUCCGCAAGGCAGCUGGUGGCGAGCUGUUGGGCAGUGGCGACCCCACGGACCUGACUCCCGGGAGUGUCGUUCUUCAUCUCCGGAUCGUCCUAGUGACCGGAGUGAGAACUGACGAGGAACAGCGCUCCCACCUCAUUCUGGCCUUAAUUGACUGGUUUGAGGGGAGAUUCGCAAGAGUGCUAGAAGGAGACUCGGGGGAUGGAAGUAUUUCAGAAUAUGCUGAGGGUUAUGCUUGUGAUGGCCCUGAUAGCCCUGGAACAUUUGUCCAUCCCCUAGCUGCUCAAUGUAUGUGUCUCCGUGUCGCUACCUUUUGGCGGCAGUAAGUUGCCGGAGACCCAUUCGUUGAGUUUGCCAGUCACACCCAGCCUGUUUUAACAUCAAUAUCGAUCAGGCUGGAACAGAGUAUUCCCAUGGUUACCUUUGAACUAUUCCAGAGACACUUAUUUAAGGAAUAUCCACUUAUUUCUAUUUAACUCCAUCUAUAAUAUUAAGACACCAGGUAUGUCCAUGGAAUACUCUCAUGUCGGAUACAGGUUGGUUGCCAGUUUAGUCGAAUUUUAUUUCCAUGGAUCUCUGCUCAGAUGAUGUGCGAUUUAUAAAUUUAAUUACUCAAAUGCAUUUGGAAUCCAUCUGAUAACACAAAAUAGUCAAUAACUAAAAAUAAAAUCGUAAUAAUUGGUAGAUCAACGUCAUGAAUGCUGCUGCACGAACAUGCUGUACGAAUUGAGACAAUGUGAAAGACAUCCAACAUAUAAUACCAUCUAGUUGGUCAUUCGGGAUAUCGGUGUGUCCGGGUACUACUAACGUGAUCUAGGUCGCAGUGCGCGUCCUACUGCCAAACACACACACACACACAGGCACCGGUACACCGGCACGCACACCGCGACACCGACGGCCGCGGCCACAGUAUAAAUCGCGUCGGCCUCGUCACUAACUAGGCCGAAAAACUCGCGCAUGCGCCCACAACCUCACUAACUAUUCGGGUAACAUUUCACAUUCGAAUAUUUUCCCAAGCUCGUCUCAUUUGAGCAGGAUCCUUUUUUUAUUUCCGUAUGUCUAAUUGUUUCUAGCACAACUGUACCGAACUGCACCGACCAAUAACAUCUUCAAAAGUAUCCAAAAAAAUUAUUCUUAAUUUCCUGUAUAUUUGUUUUAAUAAUUGGUUUGUCUUUUCUGUUAAAACACGGAUCGGCCUGAACACCGAUGAGUGCUUCGGGAUAAGAUCUAAGCUUAAUUUUGAAUUAUGUAUAAUUAUUUCCUUCUUUCUUCACAUCUGCUAUAAAGAUCCGGCAGAACUGAGAAGACCAAAAGAGGAAGCAAUUAUCGAUUACGAUAAUUUCGACAAAGCCCUUAAACUGAUCACAGCACCACCUAAUUGAUAAUAUACACUUCAAUCGCUUGCAAUGGUAUAGUUUGUGUAUAAAUACAUAAGGAUAUGUUAUUUGAAUGUAAUGCCAUCGGAAUGGGUAUUCUUUAAGACCAGGAAAAGUGAGACAGAGUUACAUGAAUCUCACAAUUUUAGGAAAGUCUGGCCAAAACUUUGUUCAUAACUGAAACGGACUCUGUCAGGUGUGUGGAUGUAUCUUAUACAAACUGGACCGUGCGGAGGAGUGCAUCAACUAAAAAUAAGCAAACUGUGAUUAUUAUUCAUAAGUGAAGAAAGACUUUUAUAGUUGUUUUAUAUUACCUAGUGGAAAUGUAUGAUGUAAUGUGCUUUCAAAACUACUUGUUAAUGAAACAAGAUAAAUGUCCGUAAUUACAUAAGUAUAAUUAGUAUUAAAUAUACAUAUCUUUAUAAAUCCUAUGUAAUGGGAGUCUAUAUAUAGGAUUUAUAAAGGUACGUAUGAAAUAGAAAUAUAAGUCUAUAAUAUAAGCAAAAGUAGUUGGUCUUUUAGGACUGAAAAAAGUAGUUGGUCUUUUAAGGCUGAAAAAAGCUAUUGAGCAAAAUAACACCUACUGCGGUAUAGUACCUACGUCGCGUGUUCAAUAAGCACAAAAUCGUUAUUAUUUUGUUUAAUCACCUAUUAAUGAUUAUAAUAUUAGGAUUUUAUAAGUAAGGAUGAAAAUUAACCGUUUGUGUGCCGCAUCGAUAUGAGACACCAAUGUGUUUUUAUUGUUGUCUUAUAUCCCGGAAUCCUCGGCAUACGAAAGGUUAAUAUUAUUUAAGAUUAAUAUUCGAGUUUUUAAAUAACUUUUAGGAUUAAUAAUUCCUUUUUAUUGGCAUAUUUUCGCAAAACUAUUUUAUACGUACCGACUUAUUUCUACGACGAAUUUUCUUGUGAUGAAAAAUAUUUUCUAAAUUUGUGAUGAUUUUAAAUAUAAAUAUCUGUCUUUUUACAAAAGGCAUUUAAAACUGCGUAAACGCAACGCUUUUUGGCGUAAAACCUUCAUUAAAAAUUUUUAAAGAAUAAAUUAAAUAAUUCGUAACUAACUGCCGUACUCAGAGUCAUUUAAUGAUUACUUAAACUGUACUUUAAUAAUGAAGGAUUGGGUUAAGUAACCAUUAAAUCACUCUAAAUACGGCGGUAUUUUGUGAUAAAUCAAUUUCAGAUUAAAAAAUAAAACAUAAUUAAGUAAAAUUAAACAAUACAUUUCAAAUUACUUUUAACUAAAAAAAAGCAUAAAAUUAAUAUUACAUAUUUUGAUUUGGGAAUAAAAUUCAAGUAGGUAUAACCUUAAUCUUAAAGCCAAAAUUUCAAAAAUAUGUGAUAUCCACAAUUUGUAAUGGAUUAGUGGUAGCGAUAGUAACUUAUAAUUAAUUACCUACUCAGUAGAAGUACUAGGCAUUAGGUCCUGGUAACUCCAAAUAGGGUAACUUAAAGUCUGAAUAAAACUCAGUGCUAAAACUAUUUAAACCCCAGUUAUAUUAUGAUUGGAAGCUUUUUAAAAUUAACGAUUCUUCAAAAUUCUUCUUCGAACUGAAAACGACUGAUUGGCGUUAUAAUAAACCUAAAUUAAUAUUGAACAAAAACUAACUAUCCUAACCUCUUUACAAAAUUUAUUAUAUCCAUUUUAUUAUUCUCUCUUUCAAAAGUCAAUAAGUAUUAUUUACUUUUCCAGCUUGUUAUUUAUAUUUAUAUUAGGAUAUAAGUACAUAUAUUAAGUGUUAGCUAAGUAUAAUAUAUAAUAUUGAAUGUUAUAGUAAUCGUUCUACUUGUAUUUACGUAAGCAUAUUUAUUAUAAUGAAUAGUAUCAUAAGUAUUACAUUCAAAUAUUAUUAUAACCAAUCAUUUCUAAUUGUAAUUUUAAUGAAAAAAGAUAUAAGCAUGGCUAAGUACACACAUGAUUGCAGAAUUUUAAUUUAAGUGAAACAGAUAUACGAGUAGAUAGUACACAUGAUAUAGCGACGGCGUCAGCUCACCCAGUAUAUUUCGAGUGAGAAUAUGACUAUGAGAAAAUCUAGAAAAUCUAUCUAGUAUCAAAACUGAGAGACAUCAAUGGAAAUGACUGAUAACCAUUGAUUUUUUAUUGUUAAGGAAAUAAACACACAUAUGUAUUUAAAAUGAAUUGUGAUUGUAGUUUGAAAUAAUUAUGAUACUUCUACUACAUACAUAUAUUUAAAGAUAGAUAAUAGACAUAAUAAGCACAAAUGUUUCAAUGUACCGCACACAUUUACUUGCUCAUGUUUUUAAAUACUUGAUUAUAUAACUACAUCAAUAAAAUAAUACUCUAUAAUGGCUGGUACCUUACGGUUAAGAUAUUUAUUAUAUACAUUUUAGUGAAGUAAUUUUCUGAUACUCUAAUAAUUAAUGUAAAGAAAAUCACCUGUAGAUUCAAUGCGCGUGCUUAUAGAAUACCAAAUAUUUAAUAAUAGAUUGUAAAUCAUUAUUAAGGUACUUGCACCUAAUGUGGCCCACGGCCACGCCUUAGGUGCGAGUACCUUACUCUAAUAUGUGUCUAUAAUUAUAUGUACUCUGAUAUUAUUAUUUUAAUAACAAUGCUAAGUAGGAAAGCUGUUAAUUGGAAGAGUUAGAUAUCAAGUGCAUUUAAAUAAUCAUUGUGGAUGUAUUAUUAUUGCUAUACGUCUACUACUAUGUACUAUCUUCUUUGAUACAAGUUAUAUUAUAAAAGAAAAAGAAUUACUGAGCAGACAUCAUUGGUUAGUAAUGCACGAUUACAUGCAACCACCAUAUUUUUAUGGCAUAGGGAUAAAAAUAUGUAUUUUUCCAAUGUUAAAUUAGGCAUAGAAAAGGAGUAAAGACGUUUAUUGGAAAAAGGAACUGCAUUACAUGUGUUAUGUAUGAGUAAUAUGAUUGUAAUAUCAUAUCUCAAUAGUAUUCAUAGAUUUAUCAAAUAUAGCGACAAAGAUUGUCAGUAUGUACCUAUUAACAUAAAAACGCUAUUGCAAAUGAGGGACAACUCCGGUAACAUAAAAAAAUACAUAAAUUCAAAAUAAGUUUGGUCAAAAAUCAACUACUGUUUGCUGUUACCCAGUACUAUUUUAGUCUUCAUUACCUAAUAAAGAAGAAAUAACGAUAUUAAAAAAUGAAAAUGUAACUUGCGUGAAUGAAAACAGAUAUUCCCGGAAUCGUUUUCAAACAAUACAAAUAUGACGUAUGCAUUUUCAUAAAAUAUCAGUCUUUGCAGUUACCUAUCUAGUCACUAUAACCAAAUAAGUCGGGGAGAGCCCCGAUACUGCCGUUUUAAAAAGAUGUUAAUGUUGAGUGUGUUCAAAAAUCUAUUGAGAUUUACCUGUUACCUGUCUAGUCACGAUUACCUGUAUACCGUACCUGUUAUGAAGUAUGUGAGAGAUACUUAUAAUUAAUUCAAAGCAAAUUGAACUUAAAAUAUUUAAGCAUUUAAAAAUACAUUACCUAAUUGAUUAGGGACAAUCCCGAUACCGUUUUUAAACAAUAUAAAUAUAAAAUAGGCAUGGUAAAAAAUUUAUUAGUCUUUGCAGUUACCUAUCCAGUCAAUAUUACCAAAUAAGUGAGGGAGAGACAGAGUACGGUUUUAAAAAGGCGUUCUAAAAUUCUUUGCUGAUACCUGUCUAGUCAGUAUUAACUAUAUAUAUCUUAUUAAGUAUGUGAGAGAUACUUAUUAUAAAUUCAAAGCUAUGUUUCAGACGGGUAACAGGUAAAUCUCAAUAGAUUUUUGAACACACUCAACAUUAACAUCUUUUUAACUUAAAAUUUAAACAUUUAAAAAUAGAUUAUAAGUUCCUCAUUUACAAUGGCGUACGAUAUAUUCAAUUCAGUAGUGAACUUCUGCUUAAUAAUACUCAAUAAUGCAUAAUAAUCUUAUAAUCAAUAGAAUAUAUUCCUUUUAAAUCCA